Messenger RNA from Oncorhynchus kisutch (coho salmon), 684 nucleotides. Its product is annotated as type-4 ice-structuring protein-like. Lineage: Eukaryota; Metazoa; Chordata; Actinopteri; Salmoniformes; Salmonidae. The transcript has 4 exons. The coding region runs from base 119 to 481 and encodes 120 amino acids. The record is from RefSeq and is a predicted model, not a curated record.
GUCUGCGUCUGAGGUGGGCCUUAUCAUUUCUGAAGGACUAUAAGACGUUUGGGAGGCCCAACGAAAGAUACCAUCCGAUUUAAACUGUCCUGCAACUCAGGUGCCCUACUCAACAGCCAUGAAGUUCUCUCUUGCCGCCCUGGUUGUUGUGCUUGCUCUGGCACAUGGAAGCCAAGCAGCACAGUGCCCCGAGGUUGAGAAACUGACACAGUACUUCCAGGAUCUGUCAGCUCAGCUGACCUCCACCACUCAGGAACUGGUGCAGAAGAUCCAGUCAGAGACCUUCUUAGAGGAUGGAAAGGCCCAGCUGCAGCAGAUCCAGGCCAAGCUGGCACCACUGGCCGAUGACAUGCAGGCCCAGCUGAAGCCCCUGGCUGAGAACAUGCAGGCUCAGCUCAAGCCUCUGGUCGACAACGUCCAGGCUCAGAUAGAAGACCUCUUCCGCAAGGUGAUGGACCAGACCAAGGCACUCAGCCAAUAAAGCAUCUCUUUUUCAACAACCUGACCAUCUUGGACCGAAUCAACAGCUCCAUAGGCUUACAAGAAGCCAAAACCAGUCCACCAAGAAUUGGAACCAGACAAACCUUCUGUUUAAGUCAUUUGAAUUUGUGCCAAGACCAAUGUUGUUGACAUGCAAAGACAGACAGUAGUAAUCUGGAACAUCAUUAAAACGUGUAAACUGGU